Molecule: messenger RNA, 282 nt
Organism: Iphiclides podalirius (scarce swallowtail)
Lineage: Eukaryota; Metazoa; Arthropoda; Insecta; Lepidoptera; Papilionidae
Source: the annotation of a GenBank genome assembly
AUGUGUGAUCCUCAAUCCAACGGGAUUUUUAGACGCUGCUUGCAGGGUAAAAUUCAUCAGACGCGAGCGAAAGCGGCUACUGGGCUACUGGGCCCUGCGCCAUCCCCAUACGAGUAUUCACCGAUACGGAUUUAUCGCGAGCGCAAGCGAAACGACACGCGAUCGAUGACGAGCGGCGGGUCAAAGGUGCCCAUGAUUACUCCUGGUGCGUCAGAGGCCAGAAGCCGCGUGACGGAUGACCCCGCUCCCGCCGCCAUCUACGGACCAGUUCCAAGGCUCCAC